Messenger RNA from Mugil cephalus (flathead mullet), 2680 nucleotides. RefSeq names its product lamin B2 (gene lmnb2). Bases 197 to 1936 code for a protein of 579 amino acids. The transcript is spliced from 13 exons. NCBI's taxonomy places the organism in Eukaryota, Metazoa, Chordata, Actinopteri, Mugiliformes, Mugilidae. The record is from RefSeq and is a predicted model, not a curated record.
AGGGGGAGGAGGAAGAGGAGCAGCUGAGCUUGGGUUGGCGCGGUUGUGACAGAGGAGUCGCCAUCUUUAAGUCAUAUCUUUGGCAAAUUUGAGACAUUGUGUGGCAUAACCACGACUUGUUGAUUCCCUUCAAAUUCUACGAGGACACCCGUUUCUUUGAAUUUGCUCACUAAAGUUCCAACGUAAAAGAACCGAUAUGGCGACUGCUAACGUUAUCUCGAGUUGUGGAUCAACACGAUCGGCGGCUUCUACACCGCUCUCCCCAACGCGAAUAUCCCGUUUACAGGAGAAACAAGAUUUGCAGCAUCUGAACGAUAGACUGGCCUCGUAUAUCGACCGUGUCCGGGCACUGGAAUUGGAGAACGACCGGCUGAUGGUCAAGGUGUCUGAGAAAGAGGAAGUAACAACUAGAGAAGUAAAAGGCCUUAAGGCUCUGUAUGAGGCAGAGUUAGCUGAUGCUCGACGGGUUUUGGAUGAAACUGCUAAAGAGAGAGCCAGGCUCCAGAUAGACCUCGGCAAGGCUCAGGCUGAGCUGGAAGAAGCCACACACAGUGCCAAUAAGAAAGAUGAUGAUCUUGCUGCAGCAGUGUCCAGGGCUAGUGGUUUGGAAGACCAACUGCAUAAGAAUGAAGCGGCGCUUUCCACAGCUCUAAGCCAGAAUGUUAAUUUGACUUCCGAGCUAGCUGAUGUCAAGAGACUGCUGGCUAAGGCAGUGGACCGCCAUGCUAUUGCUAAACGCCAGCUGGAGGCAGAGACACUCAUGCGUGUAGACCUGGAAAACCGCUGUCAGUCACUAAGUGAAGAGCUGGAGUUCCGGAAGAGCAUGUUUGAAGAGGAAGUACGUGACUCUCAGCGUCGUCAGGAGCAAAGAAUAGUGGAGGUGGACUCUGGAGUUAGACAGGACUAUGACUUCAAAUUGGCACAAGCUUUACAGGACUUAAGGCGGCAACACGAUGAGCAAAUCUCUCUUUAUAAGGAUGAACUAGAACAAACUUUUCAGGCUAAGUUAGAAAAUGCCAAGAUGUCCACAGAGAUUAAUGACAAGGCAAUGAGCACAGCCAGGGAAGAGCUACAGGAGUCCCGUAUGAGAAUAGAGAGCCUUGGAUACCAGCUCGGUGCUCUGCAGAAACAGGUGGCUACAUCUGAGGAUCGUAUCAGAGAGCUUGAAGAAAUUCUGUCAGCAGAGCGAGACAAGCACCGCCAUGCCAUUGAAGCAAAAGAACAAGAGAUGACAGAAUUGAGAGACACAAUGAACUCUCAGUUAAAUGAAUAUCAGGAGCUGCUUGAUGUUAAGCUAGCCCUUGAUAUGGAGAUAAAUGCAUAUAGGAAACUCCUGGAGGGAGAGGAACACAGACUUAAGCUGUCACCAAGCCCAUCUUCUCGAGUCAGUGUUUCCAGGAUAAAAGGGUCUUACCCCUCUAAGAGGAAGAGGGUGGAGGUGGACGUGGACGUGGACGUGAGGGAUGCAUAUGAGAUGGGAAGAGGAGAGGGGCAGUUACUGGUGUCUGAAGAAGCCACAGCUAGUGGAGCAGUCACCAUAUCACCAACUGAUAUGACUGGACAUGCAGUCAUUCUUAACAAUGAUACUGAGCAGGACCAGCCUUUAGGCAACUGGAGACUGAGGAGACAAGUUGACAAUGGGGAGGAGGUCAUCUACAAGUUCUCACCAAAAUUUGUCCUCAAAGCUGGACAAUCAGUCACGGUCUGGUCUGCUGAUGGUGGUGUGGCCCACAGUCCACCCUCUGACUUGCUGUGGAAAAGCCAAGCUUCUUGGGGUACCGGAAGUGACAUAGUUACCUCUUUGAUCAAUGCUGAUGGCGAGGAGGUGGCCAGGAGAAGUGUAACCAAGACUCCAGUUGAGUUGCAAAAUGGAGAGGAAGAGGAGGACGUAGCAGAAACGGGAAAAGUGCCAUCCAGAGAGUGUGCCAUCAUGUGAAGCCAUGCUGUUUAUUAGCUUAGACUUCCCCAUUACAUUAUUUGUUUUCUCUCUAGAGCCUCUCAGAUAUGACUUUCUUCAUUACCUCUUCAUUUUGUGUUUUUAUUGUUCAAAACUAUGAGUGUUUCUGAUUGUGUACUUUUCUCCACAUUUCUGGACUUGCUUUAAUAUGGGCCACUUCCUUAAAUUACUAACAUCCAUGGAUAUCUCAAAGAUGAUGGAUCUAAACACUGAAACUGUGGUUUUGUAGUUGGGUGUCCCCAACCCUACAAAUGGUACUGUAACAACCCGUUCCUUUGUGUGGAGGAAUAAAAGAGAGGCAAAGCUGUUGGUUUCAUCCUUAAGUAUAGCGGGACCAUAGUGUGUGCGUGUGUGCGCGUGCAUGCGUAUUAUAUAUUUCUUCAGCAUCUGCAUCAUCAAGGGCUUUCUGAUUGUGUUUCCCAUCUCUUACAUUAAAUUGUAUGAUUGCUCAGAUUGAUUGUGGCUAUUUCAUAUUUAUGUAAUGGUUUUAUCUGCAUAUAAAUGGAGAUUGAACGAAUAUUCUUGUGCAAUUACAUACAAAAUGUUAGACUUAAGGGCUUAGAUGACUACAAAUGAAAUUGCAGAACUUGUGAUACUCUUCUUCAUUAGAUGGCCUAUCUCUAACACUAUCCAAAUUGUUUUGCAUUCCUUAAGCCUUGUAUCAUCCUGUCUCUGCUUUGUCGCUGUGAUGGUUUCCUUAUUAAAGAUAACAGUCAAACUAAA